Molecule: messenger RNA, 1593 nt
Organism: Physcomitrium patens
Lineage: Eukaryota; Viridiplantae; Streptophyta; Bryopsida; Funariales; Funariaceae
Product: GDSL esterase/lipase At5g03820
Molecular function (GO): hydrolase activity, acting on ester bonds
Source: RefSeq, a predicted model, not a curated record
GGUUCAAACUUGGAUAUGCCGGAACCCAUUUGGCCUGGGAGCGACAAGGGUGUGCUACUAUAUGUAGGAUGCUUCCUGCAGAGUCAGGACAGCUAUCAACUGCCUAACACAGAAGGCAGGCUGCGUUUGGCAUCGGUCACGUCGCUGGCAUGCGAUCCGUGGAUGAUCAAGUUUAUGCAGAGGGUAGUACGACUUCAAGGGUCAUCCCUGACUCGCUAUCCAGAAGCAAAGGUGGAGGAGAUGGCGAAUUCAGUUGGUUUUCUAGCUUGUUGCAUUGUGCUUUUGAUGAGCAAUGCAGCUACGGGAGUAUUGGGGACGCGCAACCUCGACUUGAAGGGAUCGAAAGACCAGCUUUUGGAUAGAGAGGUGGUUCCAGCAUUGGUUGUAUUUGGGGAUUCUACAGUGGAUGCUGGCAACAACAAUUACAUUACCACCAUCGUCAAGGCUGACUUCGCACCUUACGGCAAGAAUUUUAUGGGGCAUGUACCUACCGGCCGCUUCACUGAUGGGCUGCUUGUGACGGAUUAUAUUUCUCUAAAGCUUGGGAUCCCACUUCAGCUCCCAUACUUGUCACCGGCAGCACACGGAGAAAGCAUUCUCACCGGCGUCAAUUUUGCUUCCUCAGCAUCCGGAUGGUUCGACAACACUGCUACACACUUUAAUGUGGUGGGAUUAACUAAACAGUUCGAGUGGUUCAAAAGUUGGAAGGCGGAGGUUCUCAGUCUCGCAGGGCCCAAGAGGGGUAACUUCAUCAUCAGUAACGCAUUGUACGCGUUCAGCACCGGCUCGAAUGAUUGGGUUAACAAUUACUACAUCAACCCUCCCCUCAUGAAGAAGUACACGCCUCAAGCAUAUACCACUCUCCUGCUCGGCUUCGUCGAACAGUAUACAAUGGAGCUCUACUCAUUGGGCGGUCGCAACAUCGCUAUUCUAAACUUGCCACCCCUAGGCUGCCUUCCAGCUCAAAUCACGCUCCACGGCCACGGAAACCAGACAUGUGUACAGAGUCUCAACGACGUUGCCCUAGGCUUCAACCAGCAGCUUCCCGGCGUAGUCGACGCGAUGAAUAAGAAGACCCCCGGAGCUCGGCUCAUCAUCCUCGACAUCUACAACCCAAUCUACAACGCCUGGCAAGACCCCCAGAAAUUCGGGUUCAAGUACGCCAGAGUCGGGUGUUGCGGUACCGGAGACCUGGAGGUGUCGGUGCUGUGCAACAGAGCGGUCCCCGCUUGCUCCAAUGCAGACGAGCACAUCUUCUUCGACAGCUUCCACCCCACGGGCCACUUCUACAGCCAAUUGGCCGACUACAUGUACAGUUACGCUAAGCCCAUUCUGCUGGCACCGCCCAAUCCCUAGAAGAAUGAAGAACCUCAUUGAUCGACAUACAUGCAUGGUUGCAAGGAGGGACCAUUCAUGAAAGAUUCUUUCAGUACCACUCUCGUGUGGCUGUCGGACAAUUCGAUUAGCAACCUCAGCUAUAGUUCCACGAUUCUCUGUUCGAAAUUCUAGAUAUCUAGAGAAGUAGACGUAAACCAUCUAUUUGUACUGCGUUGCACUCUGAAAUAACUAUUAUUUGCUGAAUCUCUACAUCAA